AUGUCGGGUAACCCAUACAGUCCCGGAGGUUCUGCCGGCAACGAUUUAAUUGACACAGGCAACGCAUACAACACCGGCCAGCGGCCGCCCGUGGACGAUCGGCACCUGACACAACAAUACGACAUAAACGACUCCGACGAGCCCAACCCAAGACCCUCCACCAGCUACGAUGACUUUGUCGGAGCACACCCUCAAGGGCCCUCCCGCGGCCAGCCCUCUACCUACAAUCCUCCACAGCCUUUCGCUCCGCAAUAUAACGAUAGAAACUACUCUCAGACCUCCGACUUGAACAAUUACUCGCGAUACCAGGACGGCGACGAAUUCGGGGACGACUAUUCUUCACAGCACCAGAAAUACUAUGAUGGCGGCGGCCGCCCGGAUGCAGACUACUCAGGCGCGGGAGCCAGCAACAGACACGGAAGACAACGUAGCAGUGUACUGUCCAUGGGCGGCAGCAUGGUGGACAAGGCGAAGGGCAUGCUAGGUCUUAGGAGCGACGCCCACUAUUCGGAAAUGAACGUGCCUCUCACCGACGCCGGAACGCAGCAAUCACGAGUCGACACUGUCGGGACAGACGAUGCACCCUCAUCCAAAGAGAAGAAGCCACUAGUGGACAGGUUAACAGGCAUCUUCACCAAGAAGGUUGACCCGUCGAAAUUAGGCCCCCGAAUGAUUCAUGUGAACAAUUCGGGCGCUAACACGGGUCAUGGCUGGGUCGACAACCACGUCUCCACGACAAAAUACAAUGCCGCAACCUUCCUCCCCAAGUUCUUGUACGAACAGUUCUCAAAAGUUGCCAAUCUCUUCUUCUUGUUUACAGCGGUACUUCAGCAAAUCCCCAACGUUUCACCCACCAACAGAUACACUACGAUCGUACCGCUCCUGGUUGUCCUUGCUGUUUCUGCGGCAAAGGAAGCGUGGGAAGAUUACCAGAGGCGGCUGGCCGACCGCGGGUUGAAUUAUUCGAAAACCCGUAUCCUUAAAAAUGGAGACUUCGCCGAGACGAAAUGGAUCAAUGUCAAGGUUGGGGACAUCGUGCGGGUGCAAUCAGAGGAGCCAUUUCCAGCCGAUCUGGUCUUACUCGCUAGCUCAGAGCCAGAAGGACUGUGCUACGUUGAAACCGCAAACUUGGACGGAGAGACAAACUUGAAGAUCAAGCAGGCCAUUCCGGAGACUGCACAUCUCGUCAGUCCGAGUGAGCUCUCUAGGCUGUCAGGAAGAAUCAAGUCCGAGCAGCCGAACAGCAGUCUCUACACUUAUGAAGCCACCAUCGCAUCCAACAUCUCCUCUUCGGAGAAGGAGCUCCCACUGAAUCCGGAACAGCUGUUAUUACGAGGUGCUACUCUGCGAAACACCCCUUGGAUUCAUGGAGUGGUUGUUUUCACUGGUCACGAGUCGAAGCUCAUGCGAAAUGCGACGGCGACGCCUAUCAAGCGAACCGAUGUCGAGCGCAUGCUGAACCUCCAGAUUAUCAUGUUGAUUGGGAUCCUGCUUGUACUCAGCGCUAUCAGCACCAUUGGUGACCUCAUCGUCCGAGGAAGCUGGGGAAGAGACGCUUUCUACCUCGAAUUAGGAGACUACAGCACUGUGGAGCAAUUUUUCCUGGAUAUGUGCACAUACUGGGUGCUCUAUUCUAACUUGGUACCUCUAUCAUUGUUCGUCACUGUCGAAAUUGUCAAAACAGUCACUGCGCUGCUCAUCGGUAGCGAUUUGGACAUGUACCAUGCGGAAACCGAUACUGCAGCUGUGUGUCGCACAUCGUCACUGGUAGAAGAGCUUGGUCAGAUUGAGUACAUUUUCUCGGACAAGACUGGUACUUUAACGUGCAACAUGAUGCAGUUCAGGCAAUGCUCCAUUGGGGGCAUUAUGUAUGCGGAUGCGGUACCAGAAGAUAGGCGCGCCUCUGGUCCAGACGACUACGAUGGUAUUCAUGAUUUCAAGCAACUGAUCCAGAACCAGCAGGGACACGAGACAUCUUCGGCUGCUCAACACUUCCUGACACUUCUUGCGACUUGCCACACCGUCAUCCCUGAACGGACGGACGAGAAGGCAGAAAUCAAGUACCAGGCCUCUUCUCCAGACGAGGCUGCACUUGUCGAAGGAGCAGUCCAGCUUGGCUACAAAUUCGUUGCCCGAAAACCAAGAUCAGUUCUCAUUGAAGUCCAUGGUGAAGAGCAGGAAUACACAUUAUUGGCUGUGUGCGAAUUCAACUCUACCCGCAAGAGGAUGUCAACGAUCUAUCGCUGUCCAGACGGCAAAGUUCGCAUCUAUACCAAGGGUGCUGAUACUGUCAUCCUGGAACGAUUGGCGAAGGACAACCCGGUGGUUGACGCUACCAUGCGCCAUCUUGAGGACUACGCCACCGAAGGUCUCCGAACGCUAUGCCUGGCCAUGCGAGAAAUCCCUGAGGAUGAAUAUCAGAGAUGGCAGCAGAUCUACGACAAUGCCGCUGCGACCGUCGGCGGCAAUCGAGCGGAAGAGCUUGAUAAGGCUGCUGAGAUAAUUGAGCGAGACUUCUUCUUCCUUGGUGCGACAGCCAUCGAAGAUCGCCUUCAGGAUGGCGUCCCCGAGACCAUCUCAACUCUCCAAACCGCUGGCAUCAAGAUUUGGGUGCUGACUGGCGAUCGACAAGAGACUGCCAUCAAUAUCGGUAUGAGCUGCAAACUAAUCAGUGAGGACAUGACGCUUUUGAUCAUCAACGAAGAUAACUCCCACGACACAAGGAACAGCAUUCAGGCCAAGCUCGACGCCGUGCGUAGUGCAGCAGCCAAUGGCGAACAGGACACUCUUGCUCUCAUCAUCGAUGGAAAGUCGCUCACGUAUGCGCUGGAGAAGGAUCUGGAGAAGCUGUUCCUUGAUCUCGCUCUGAUGUGCAAAGCGGUCAUCUGCUGCCGUGUGUCGCCUUUGCAGAAAGCACUAGUUGUCAAACUUGUGAAGCGAAAUCUCAAGAAACUGUUACUCGCCAUUGGCGACGGUGCGAACGACGUGUCGAUGAUCCAGGCGGCGCAUGUUGGCGUGGGUAUCAGCGGUCUCGAAGGGCUACAGGCCGCCCGGAGCGCCGAUGUUUCGAUUGCCCAAUUUCGCUUCCUGCGAAAACUGCUGCUUGUUCAUGGAGCGUGGAGCUACCAGCGAAUCAGCAAGGUCAUCCUCUACUCAUUUUACAAGAACGUCAUUCUCUAUAUCACACAAUUUUGGUACUCAUUCCAGAACAUGUAUACCGGCCAGGUUAUCUACGAAUCGUGGAUUCUGUCAUUCUACAACGUGUUCUUCACAGCAUUGCCGCCCUUUGCCAUUGGUAUUUUCGACCAAUUCAUCAGUGCGAGACUGCUUGACCGGUAUCCUCAACUGUAUCAGUUGGGACAGAAAGGCACGUUUUUCCGGAUGCACAGUUUCUGGACCUGGGUCGGCAACGGGUUCUAUCACUCCAUCAUUUGCUACGUCUUUUCGAUCUACUUCUUCCGCGAGGACCUCAUCUUGAGCAACGGUAAGAUUGGUGGACAUUGGCUCUGGGGCACGUCGACCUAUACCGCUGUACUGCUGGUUGCGCUAGGUAAGGCGGCACUGGUGACGACCAUCUGGAAUAAGUGGACAGUGCUUGCUAUACCAGGCUCGUUUGUCAUCUGGCUUGCUUUUAUCCCCUUCUAUGGCUGGCUCAGCCCACGACUCGCCGGCGGUCUUGCAACUGACAAUGAGUUGGUUGGCAUCGUGCCCAAGAUGUUCACAUCGCCAAUCUUCUACGCACUGUGCUUGAUUUUGCCUCCUGCAUGUCUUGUGCGGGAUUUUGCAUGGAAGUAUGCGAAGCGGAUGUAUCGCGCGCAGGAUUACCACGUUGUGCAGGAGAUCAACAAAUACAACGUGGCGGACUACCGCCCACGGAUGGAACAGUUCCAGAAAGCGGUGCGGAAAGUUCGGAUGGUGCAACGACAACGCAAACAAAGAGGUUACGCUUUCUCUGCCAACGACGAUGGUGGCCAAAUGCGGCUGCUCAAUGCCUACGACACAACGAAAGAGCGCGGCAGGUACGGCGAGAUGACAAGCUCUCGCGUGGAGCCUGGGAACCAGCAUCCCAUGGCCAUGUAA
Molecule: messenger RNA, 4080 nt
Organism: Cyphellophora europaea CBS 101466
Lineage: Eukaryota; Fungi; Ascomycota; Eurotiomycetes; Chaetothyriales; Cyphellophoraceae
Exons: 4
Coding region: 1-4080 (1359 amino acids)
Biological process (GO): phospholipid translocation; endocytic recycling; intracellular protein transport
Cellular component (GO): plasma membrane
Molecular function (GO): magnesium ion binding; ATP hydrolysis activity; ATP binding
Source: RefSeq, a predicted model, not a curated record